AUGGCUGCCAAGAUCGCCCCCGCCAAAAUCAUCGAGCAGCGCUCUCACGUCGUCCCGGGACGAUUGAAAAUCACCGAGCACGUGUUCGAGGUGCCGACGGACUGGUCGUCACCCGAGACGUCGCGGCCGCUGCGCCUGUUCGCGCGCAGUGCGCGCAAGGCCGAGAAGCCCGCAGUGCCGAGCUCGGCUGAAGAUGAGCGCAAGGCGGCGCAGCUGCCCUUCAUGCUGUUUCUGCAGGGCGGGCCCGGGUUCGGGUGCCGCUCGCCGCACGAGAUGGGCUGGACGCACCAGGUGCUCGAGCGCGGCUACCAGGUGCUGUGUCUGGACCAGCGGGGGACGGGGCUGUCGAGUCCGCUGACAGCCAGCACGCUGGGCCUGCGCGGCGACGACGACGUCCAGGCGGCGUAUUUGCGCAAGUUCCGCGCCGAUAGCAUCGUUAAGGAUUGUGAGGCUGUGCGUCUGGCUCUGACGGCUGAUUACCCCGACGAGAAGAAGACGUGGAGUGUCGCUGGCCAGAGCUUUGGCGGUUUCUGCAUCACGACGUAUCUCUCGUUUUUCCCCGAGGGCUUGCGCGAGGCGUUUUUCUUCGGCGGGUUGCCGCCGCUAGUGGAGAACCCUGAUGAGGUUUAUCCUCGCACUUUCAAGAAGGUCAUUGAGCGCAACAAGGCCUACUACGAAAAGUAUCCCGAGGAUGUGGCCCGAGUUAAGCAGAUCGUGAGUUUGUUGCGCAAGUUUGGCGAUAGCACCGUGAGGCUGCCUUCGGAGGGCAGCUUGAGCGCGAGGCGCUUCUUGCAGCUGGGCAUUAAUAUGGGCUUCCAUGGUGGAAUUGACAGCACACACGAAAUCGUCCUCCGCGCAUCCAACGACCUCGCCAUCUUCGGCCACUUGACGCGUCCGACGUGCUCGCUUAUCGAGCAGACCCUGCCUUUUGACGACCACAUCGUCUACGCCAUCCUGCACGAGCCGAUCUACUGCCAGGGCAACAACGCCGCCAACUGGUCCGCCCACCGCAUCCAGCAGCAAUUCCCCGAAUUCGACCUCGACACGGACGGCCCGCUCCACUUCACCGGCGAAAUGGUCUUCCCCUGGAUGCUGCACGACUACGCCGAGCUGCGCGGGGUCGCAGGGCCCGCCGAAAAGCUCGCCGCGCACGCUGACUGGCCCGCCCUCUACGACGCGGAGCAGCUCGCGCGCAACGAGGUCCCGACGUACGCGGCCGUGUACAUGGAGGACAUGUACGUCGACUUUGAGCACUCGAUGAACACGGCCAGGGCCAUCAAGGGCUGCAGGACUUUCGUUACUAAUGUUAUGUAUCAUGAUGCUGUCAGGAGUCGCAUGGAUGAUGUCUGGCGGAAUGUGUGGGCGUUGAGGGAUGAGGGGGGUGUGGAUUAG
Molecule: messenger RNA, 1392 nt
Organism: Aplosporella prunicola CBS 121167
Lineage: Eukaryota; Fungi; Ascomycota; Dothideomycetes; Botryosphaeriales; Aplosporellaceae
Exons: 5
Coding region: 1-1392 (463 amino acids)
Biological process (GO): proteolysis
Molecular function (GO): peptidase activity
Source: RefSeq, a predicted model, not a curated record